UGCUCGGUUUUGAGAAAUGUGCUGUGAUUCAAAAAGGAGGUUUUUGCUCCUCUAUGCAACGCAAAAGGGGCAGGCAAAAGCCAUAGCAGAGGAAAUAUGGCAGCAAGCAGGUGCUCACGGACUCGAAGCCGAUAUGCACUGUAUAAGUGAAAUGGACAAGUAUAACCUGGAAACAGAAAAGGAUCCUGUAGUUAUCGUUAUUUCCACUACUGGUACCGGAGACCCACCAGACACUGCCCGCAAGUUUGUUAAGAAAAUUCAAGACACGACCUUGCCACCUGAUCAUUUCGCACAUCUCCAGUAUGGAUUGCUAGGUCUGGGAGAUUCAGAGUACACGUUCUUUUGUAACGGUGGAAAGACAGUAGACCGACGACUUCAAGAACUUGGCGCCCAGCACUUCUACGACACAGGAUUAGCAGAUGAUUGUGUAGGUUUGGAAUUAGUGGUUGAUCCAUGGAUUGAUGGACUUUGGCUUGCCCUCAAGGAAGCAUUUUUACUGCAGAAAGAGAAAGAAGACAUGAGCAGUGUUGUCAAAGCUGCUUCUAGCUCUCUCUCUGCAGCCCCACACGUUGUGCAUGAACUAAAGUUAAGCUCAGAAGUACAGAACUUGAAGCUAGAAGGUGCUGGAGUGAGGAGUUCCAAUGUUCUGUCACAGAAACUGGUUGACAUCAAUCUUGUGACUUCAGCUAGAGACACUGAACCUUCACUUGUUCGUUCUGUCCCACCUCUCUCUCAGUCUGCUCUUAAUAUUCCUGCCUUGCCACCAGAAUAUAUAGAGGUGCAGUUUCAGGACACCUGUGGUGAGAAUCCACAUCCGUCCUCACUGAUUUCAGAGGGAGCAACCUUUGAUGUGCCAGUUACAAAAGCAGUUCAGCUCACUAGGGAAGAUGCUGUAAAAACCGCAUUACUCUUGGAACUUGAUAUUGCAGAUACGAUCUUUGACUACCAACCUGGAGAUGCCUUCUUUGUAGUAUGUCCCAACAAUGUCAAUGAGGUGGAAGAACUUACUCAAAUCUUGGGACUUUCUGAAAAAGCAGAGUGCUUCGUUUCUGUGAAGGUUAAGCAGGAUACUAAAAAGAAAGGAGCAGCUCAUCCACAACAUAUCCCUGAAAGGAGCACUCUGAAAUACAUUCUAACCUGGUGUCUGGAAAUACGAGCAGUUCCAAAAAAGGCAUUUUUGCGAGCUCUUGUAGAAUGUACCAGUGAUGCAGGAGAAAAACGAAGACUUCAAGAGCUUUGCAGCAGACAAGGAGCCUCUGAUUAUACACGCUUUAUUAGAGAUUCUAGUGUUUGCUUGCUGGAUUUGCUUCAUGCUUUUCCAAGCUGCAAGCCUUCACUUAACCUUUUAAUUGAACAUCUUCCUAAAUUUCAAGCCAGAUCCUAUUCAGUGUCAAG
Molecule: messenger RNA, 1395 nt
Organism: Apaloderma vittatum (bar-tailed trogon)
Lineage: Eukaryota; Metazoa; Chordata; Aves; Trogoniformes; Trogonidae
Gene: MTRR
Product: 5-methyltetrahydrofolate-homocysteine methyltransferase reductase
Exons: 9
Biological process (GO): homocysteine metabolic process
Cellular component (GO): cytosol
Molecular function (GO): [methionine synthase] reductase (NADPH) activity; FMN binding; flavin adenine dinucleotide binding
Source: RefSeq, a predicted model, not a curated record